This is a messenger RNA of Aspergillus uvarum CBS 121591, 1498 nucleotides long. RefSeq names its product Gfo/Idh/MocA family protein. The record is from RefSeq and is a predicted model, not a curated record. Gene Ontology annotation, molecular function: nucleotide binding. Bases 1 to 1107 code for a protein of 368 amino acids. The transcript is spliced from 3 exons. NCBI's taxonomy places the organism in Eukaryota, Fungi, Ascomycota, Eurotiomycetes, Eurotiales, Aspergillaceae.
AUGCCAGACAGUAUGACCGAAGUUCCGACUCUGCGGUGGGGGAUCCUGGGUACUGGUUGGAUUUCAACCAUGUUUGUAACCGAUGUCAUUGCGCCCCGAAUCAAUGCACCGGUGAGACAUGUCGUCGCCGCCCUAGGAUCCUCCUCAGAAGAAAAAGGAGCCAUGUUUGUCCAGAAGGUCUGGGCAUACUCAUCAGCACCCCGACCACGGAUCUAUGACCGAUAUCAGAACGUAUACAAUGACGAAAACGUCGACAUCGUCUACGUGGGGACACCUCAUGCAGUGCACAAGCAGAACUGUCUCGAUGCCAUCACCGCUGGGAAAUCCGUGCUUUGCGAGAAACCUUUUGCCAUCAACGAACACGAAGCCCGGGAUGUAAUCCAUGCCGCAAGAGAUAAGGGAGUUUUCAUCAUGGAAGCUGUAUGGACCCGGUUCUUCCCCCUCAUGCGGUCUCUACACGAGCACCUGAACGUGAAAAAAUCAAUCGGCCAGGUACACCGUUUAUUUGUUGAUUUUGGGUUAGACAUUCCUCUGGCGGGUCUUCCAGCCAGUUCACGACUCAAAGAUCCGGGCCAGGGAGCUGGCGCCCUACUAGACAUAGGCAUAUACUCCUUGACCUACGCGUCUCUUGUGAUGGGCAAGGGUAAACUUGGAAAAUCUCAUCCUCAUCCUCAAGUCAUUUCAAUGCUCGACAUCGUGGAUGGGAUUGACGAAUCAAACGUGGUGAUCUUAAGGUACGAAGAGCAGAGGUCAACUGCAAUUUGCACUUCGACACUUGGCUUUAAAUCGCCUGAAGACUUCGCACGAAUAGAGGGGUCAGAAGGCACCAUUACAAUUUUUGGCGGUGCCGCCAGCUGUCCUAGUGGAUUCCGACUAUGUCGGACAAAUGCGGAUCCAAAGCAAUCAGCAACGCAGACUUUUAGUUUCAAUCACCCCGCAGGAACUACGGGAUUCUUUUACGAGGCAGAUGCAGUAGCCGUGGAUAUCGCGAAUGGCAGGUUGGAAAACGAAACAAUGCCUCUGGACGAGACUUUGAGGAUGCUAAGAUUGAUGGAUACCAUUCGGAAGGAUGGUGGUCUUGUUUACUUUCAAGAUCAGGAUAGAUGAAAACCCAAAUAGAACCUUGAAACCGCCAAUAUACCGACUGGACCUCCUGGCAGUCGCAAUAAAUUCUCUAGAAUCGGUCUUGAAGCGACGCAAUGACCUCUCUCGCUUUGGCAAUAUCCGGGCUCUCGGACUCCCAGUACUUCAAAAUAUCCAGACAUGUUUGGAAAGAAUGCCCAAAUUCCCCUUCCCAGUGUGAAUCCCGCAAAAUGUUGCCGGCUGGAAUUAGCCCGCUUUUCCUGGCGCCGAGAAGGAGCAAGGCACACGUGCUGACCAUUCUACACGAGAGCCACGUUCCAUGGUUUCGGUGAUAGAAUGGCACAGUUGCAGUUAGUUCGAGUAUAUUCUUGAGCGCCUUUUGAGCUAGUGUGUCGAUAAUCUGAUUGCUUUCCAA